UUUGUCGUGUCGUCACUGAGGUUCUCAAACGUUCACUGUCACAGGUCGGACCACGUUUCUCCACGCGCUUUUGAUUUGAAAGAACAACCGGAAGUGCAGUGGCAUCCCAGCUAGCUCGUCCCUUAAUGUCUUCUUUCUCUGUCGACCUUCUCGGGACUGAACGGAGCCGCUCCCCGGCGUUCUUUAAGCGCAUUUAUUCCCAUUUACACCGGUUCUGGUUCCGACCUUUAACACACGGAGACGGAGGAUAGUGGUAAGCUAGUAGUAGUAAGAAAGCUCGCGGGCGUUUUGUCCGGCAGCUAGUAGCUCCGCUAACCCAGCUAGUACCUAACCCAUCCAAAUGGACCUGUUCGACGACCUUCCGGAACCGACACAGACCUCUGGUCGUCUCUCAGCGCCGAGCGCCAGCGAUGAGGAGGAGGAGCGGACGGCCAAACGAAGGCGAGAGGACGGCGGCGAGGACGUGGAGGUCUGCCGGAGCUGAAGGCGUACGUGGCGGCGAGGCGCGGCGAGCGCGAGGAGAUGCAGGACGCUCACGUGCUGCUGCCGGACCUGAUGGGCUUCCUGCCAUCGCAGCCCGAACUCGUGUAAGAGCGCCGUCGUCACGACGCCACGCCGCCACCUUCAAGUCACACGUGGACUCACGUCCUCUCUGCAGGUCCCGCCUCUCGUAUUUCGCCGUGUUUGACGGUCACGGCGGCGCUCGGGCUUCUCGGUUUGCCGCUGAGCAUCUUCACCACAAUCUGGCAAAGAAGUUCCCGCCCACCGGAGACGCUGAACAUUUAGACAAGCUCAUCAGGAAGUGCCUUCUGGACACGUUCCGUCAGACAGACGAGGACUUCCUGAAGAAAGCCUCCAGCCAGAAGCCGUCGUGGAAGGACGGCUCCACGGCGACCUGCGUGCUGGUGGUGGAUGACGUGCUGUACGUGGCCAAUCUGGGCGACAGCAGGGCGGUGAUGUGUCGGACGGAGGCGGCGGCGGACGGCCAGCAGAAGCUGCUGGCUUUGGCUCUCAGCAAGGAGCACAACCCGACCAUCUACGAGGAGCGAAUGAGGAUCCAGAGAGCGGGCGGAACCGUCAGGGACGGACGCGUGCUGGGAGUCCUGGAGGUGUCGCGCUCCAUCGGCGACGGCCAGUACAAACGCUGCGGGGUCAUUUCCACGCCUGACCUGAGGAGGUGUCAGCUCACAGCCAAUGACAGGCAAGAGCUGCUGAUCCGUUAUCACCGCCUCUGUAAAACAGAAGCUCUUGACGGCGCCGUUCUUCCCCCCAGGUUCAUCCUCCUCGCCUGCGACGGUUUGUUCAAAGUCUUCUCAGCCGACGAAGCGCUCAGAUUUGUCCUGAACGUCCUGCAGGAGGCUGGCGUUGAGCAGAAGGCGGGGCUGACAGAGGAGGAGCUUCGCUUCGAGGCAGCGUGUCAGCAGCUGGCCAGCGAGGCGGUCAAGCGCGGCUGCGCUGACAACGUCACCGUCAUCCUGGUAUCCAUCGGCUGCUGAGCUCCUCUUCAUCUUCCUCAUCAUCCUCGCCUGCUGUCUGUUUUCCAAUAAAAGCCUCGUUUACAUUCCUGA
Molecule: messenger RNA, 1568 nt
Organism: Oryzias latipes (Japanese medaka)
Lineage: Eukaryota; Metazoa; Chordata; Actinopteri; Beloniformes; Adrianichthyidae
Source: RefSeq, a predicted model, not a curated record